AAACCCAUUCACAUAUGUACAGCCCCAAACCCACUUGUUGGUGAAAUUAAUAGCACAAAACGAAAGACCCAGACAUUUUCACUCAAGAGAGGACUUCACUCGCAGAGAUCUAAAUAUGUAUUUGCUAGAAUGAGAUAGCUUUGUCCAAGUUCAUUCAACUGCAGUUAAUAAUUGAGCUGAAACCCUGUCCAAAAGUUUCUCUCGGUAACCCCUGCCUUCGGUUCCAGUGAUAAGAAAAAAAAGUAUCUCAAGGUUAGCCAUUGUGGUUGCAACUGCCCCUGUCCCAAAACAAAUGCAGGCUUAUCGCUCAAAAUUUUUGCUUUAUCAGUUAAGUAAGCCCAAUGCAAUAAAUAGCCAGCUUUCAGUCUGGUUUGUGUUUCCCUGCUACUAACAUCUCUCGUCGCUCGGUGCCUUCGUUCAAGUGCUUUGCAAAGCACAAAAAAUUGCAAAAAAAAAAAAACAAAUAAAUAAAUAUUAAAAAAACGUUUUGUAUUCGUGAGGUUGAUCAUUUUUUAAGGUAAUACAACAAAAUGAGAUUGAUUAUUUUGGAAACCAGCGAUUCGGUUGGCAAAUGGGCAGCCAAAUAUGUCAUGAAACGUAUCAACGAGUUCCAGCCGGGACCAAAUAAAUACUUUGUAUUGGGUUUACCCACAGGCUCCACGCCAUUGGGAAUGUAUCGAGAGUUAAUUGAAUUCUAUAAGCAGGGCAAGGUAUCGUUUCAAUAUGUAAAGACAUUUAAUAUGGAUGAAUAUGUUGGCUUGCCGCGGGAUCAUCACGAGAGCUAUCACUAUUUCAUGUGGCAUAAUUUCUUCAAGCAUAUUGACAUUGAACCCCACAAUGUCCAUAUAUUAGAUGGCAAUGCCUCCGAUUUGGUGGUCGAAUGUAAUAAAUUUGAGGAGCAGAUUAAAGCGGCCGGAGGAGUAGAACUAUUCAUUGGUGGCAUUGGGCCAGAUGGCCAUAUAGCUUUCAAUGAGCCCGGCUCAUCGCUGGUAUCACGAACGAGAGUAAAGACCCUGGCCCAGGAUACCUUGGAGGCUAAUGCCCGUUUCUUUGACAAUGAUAUGACCAAGGUUCCUAAACAGGCUUUAACUGUGGGUGUGGGUACUGUGAUGGAUUCAAAGGAGGUUAUGAUACUCAUAACGGGCGGUCACAAGGCCUUCGCCUUGUACAAAGCGAUCGAAGAAGGUGUUAACCACAUGUGGACCGUUAGUGCAUUCCAGCAACAUGUCAAUACUUUGAUGAUAUGUGACGAAGACGCCACCCUAGAGCUGCGCGUCAAGACUGUAAAAUAUUUUAAGAGCUUAAUGGAUGUGCAUUCCAAACUAAUUGAGCAACAAAAGACGGCAAACUAGCCCGAGAAACAGAUCGGCAGACAGGGGAAUAUAUAGUUCCUCGAGGAACAGAAUUUAACUAUGUGAAAAAAAUACCAGAAUUGUUUUCAAUAUGCAUAUAUAUAUUUUUUUAGUGUUUAUUAUGUAUGUAAUUUAAGGUUUAUGUAUGUAUAAAGUAUAUAUAGUAAAGAAA
Messenger RNA from Drosophila willistoni, 1524 nucleotides. RefSeq names its product glucosamine-6-phosphate isomerase (gene Oscillin). The transcript is spliced from 4 exons. Gene Ontology annotation, cellular component: cytoplasm. The coding region runs from base 531 to 1352 and encodes 273 amino acids. Gene Ontology annotation, biological process: carbohydrate metabolic process; N-acetylneuraminate catabolic process; N-acetylglucosamine catabolic process. Gene Ontology annotation, molecular function: identical protein binding; glucosamine-6-phosphate deaminase activity. Lineage: Eukaryota; Metazoa; Arthropoda; Insecta; Diptera; Drosophilidae. The record is from RefSeq and is a predicted model, not a curated record.